Messenger RNA from Jaculus jaculus (lesser Egyptian jerboa), 2604 nucleotides. Its product is annotated as vomeronasal type-2 receptor 116-like. Bases 1 to 2604 code for a protein of 867 amino acids. The record is from RefSeq and is a predicted model, not a curated record. Lineage: Eukaryota; Metazoa; Chordata; Mammalia; Rodentia; Dipodidae. Gene Ontology annotation, cellular component: membrane. The transcript is spliced from 8 exons. Gene Ontology annotation, molecular function: G protein-coupled receptor activity. Gene Ontology annotation, biological process: G protein-coupled receptor signaling pathway.
AUGUCGCCCACCAAAAUUAGAGCAGCAUCUGAGCACGACAGGAUGGGCGCGGCCGGACCCAAGAUGGCAGGGGAGCGUGCGUCAGCACUGAUGGCACAACAGAUGUGUGACAUGGACAGUGAAUGGCUUCCUGCUCCCCUGUACACCCUCUCCUUCUCUAAUUUCUAUUGCUUUCCUCCAAAGCACGUCACUGUGCGGAAGGGUGGGGAUGCGGUCAUCGUGUCGUUUCUAUUGCAUUUUUUUAAAAACUACCAGUAUAUUCUAGCCCUGGUUUUCGCCAUUGAAGAGGUCAACAUGAAUCCACACUUGUUGCCCAACUUGUCUCUGGGAUAUGAGAUUCAGAAUGUCCUGCCCAGCCAGGAGAGGACACUGGAGAGCGCACUCAUUUUGCUCGCCGGGCAAGAUGAGCACCCCAACUACACCUGUGGGAGGGAGAGGAAGUCUGUGGCAGUAUUAUCAGGACCGUCACAGGCAGCCUUUUCCCAGACCGGAACAUUGUUAGACCUCUACAGAUUUCCACAGCUCAACUACGGCCCCUCAUAUCCUGUUCUAAGUGACAAAGGCCAGUUUUCUUCUUCCUAUCACCUGGCCUGCAAGGAAACAGCUCUGGCCCUUGGGAUGGUCUCCUUGAUGGUUCAUUUCAGCUGGACCUGGGUGGGACUGAUCAUCGCAGAAAGUCAGAACGGCUUUCAAUUUCUUUCUGACCUGAGAAGUGAGAUGGACAAGAACAGAAUCUGUGUGGCGUUUGAGAGCUUCGUCUCCUCCCAGAUGGUAGAUGGGGACUACACUGCCCCACUCCAGAUGUUACUUCGCAGGGAAGUGUCGUCUGCAACUGUAAUUGUCAUUUAUUUUGAUACAGACAGCUUAAGAAAUAAUUUCUUUUAUACAGGGCAGUACUUAGUGACCGGGAAAGUCUGGGUUACAAAUUCCCAGUGGCACGCUGCCUCCCACGGGCAAAAUUUCCUACUUGAUUCCUUCCACGGGACUUUCAUUUUUGCCAAUCACCGUGCGGAGAUUUCUGGAUUCCAAAGUUUUAUCCGGAAAGUGAACCCUUCUUCCUACCCAGAGGACCUUUACCUUGCAGACUAUUGGUUCCGGCAGUUUGAUUGUUCCUACUCAGAAUCUGACUGUCUGCUGAAGAACUGUAUGCCCAACGCCUCCUUGGCAAGGCUGCCUGCACACCUUUUUGACCCUGCCAUGAACGAUGGCAGUUAUAAUAUAUACAAUGCCGUGUACGCUGUGGCCCACUCCCUGCAUGAGCUGUCUGUCCAGCAGGAGGAGGCACAGCUGGCUGGAACUGGACGAGGAAUGAAGUUUUCCCCAUGGCAGCUUCACCCUUUUCUGAGGAACAUCCAAUUUUACAAUCCUGCCGGAGACCAAGUGAGCCUGGAUGAGGAAAGGAAGCGAGAUACAGAGUAUGACAUUAUGAACUUCUGGAAUUUCCCUGAAGGUCUCAGACUCAAAGUGAAAGUAGGACAGUUUUCCUCCCAUCAUCCAUCUGGCCAACAAUUGUCUUUUCAUACCAAUAUGGUAGAAUGGCCAGUAGGGAUUACAGAGACACCUCAGUCUGUGUGCAGUGAAAGUUGUAAUCUUGGGUUUAGGAUAAGCCACCAAGAGGGAAAGCCUCCCUGUUGCUUUGACUGCACUCCCUGUCAAAAGAAUGAGAUCUCCAAUCAGACAGACACAGAGCUGUGUAUUAAGUGUCCAGAUCAUCAGUAUGCCAAUAGUCAGCAAAACAGAUGCCUCCAAAAACUGACGACGUUUCUGGCCUAUGAGGACUCCCUGGGAAUGGCACUGGUUGGCACAGCCUUGGGUUGCGCGGUGCUCGCGGCUGCUGUUCUUGCCGUCUUUGUGAGGCAUCGAAGGACUCCCGUCGUCAAGGCCAAUAACCGGGCCCUCAGCUACAUCCUGCUUGUAUCCCUCGUCUGCUGCUUCCUCUGCUCCCUGCUCUUCAUCGGCCGUCCCAACACGGCCACCUGCAUCCUGCAGCAGGUCACGUUUGGAGUUCUGUUCACUGUGGCUGUGUCCACCGUCUUGGCCAAAACAAUCACUGUGGUUCUGGCCUUCAAGGUCACUGCUCCAGGGAAGAGGAUAAGGCAACUGUUGGUGUUAGGGGCACCUAACUACAUCAUUCCCAUCUGCACCCUGGUCCAGCUCGUCCUCUGCGGCGUCUGGCUGGGCACAGCCCCUCCCUUCGUUGACACAGAUGCUCACUCCGAACAGGGGCACGUCCUCCUCCUGUGCAACAAGGGCUCGGCCGCUGCCUUCUACUGCGUCCUCGGGUACCUGGGGGCCCUGGCCCUGGGGAGCUUCGCUGUGGCUUUCCUGGCCAGGAACCUGCCUGACGCGUUCAAUGAAGCCAAGUUCCUGACCUUCAGCAUGCUGGUGUUCUGCAGCGUCUGGGUCACCUUCCUCCCUGUCUAUCACAGCACCAAGGGCAAGCUCAUGGUGGCCGUGGAGGUCUUCUCCAUCCUGGCCUCCAGUGCAGGGCUGCUGGGCUGCAUCUUUGUCCCCAAGUGCUACAUUAUCUUGUUAAGGCCAGAAAGGAAUUCUGUGCAUGGAUUCAGGGACAAAACACACCGUGGGAGGAAUAAACCUUCUUAG